Messenger RNA from Leptopilina boulardi, 1475 nucleotides. It is a transcript of the gene Vha13, whose product is annotated as V-type proton ATPase subunit G. Gene Ontology annotation, cellular component: vacuolar proton-transporting V-type ATPase complex. The transcript has 4 exons. Gene Ontology annotation, molecular function: proton-transporting ATPase activity, rotational mechanism. Lineage: Eukaryota; Metazoa; Arthropoda; Insecta; Hymenoptera; Figitidae. The record is from RefSeq and is a predicted model, not a curated record. Gene Ontology annotation, biological process: proton transmembrane transport. The coding region runs from base 155 to 511 and encodes 118 amino acids.
GAAACACACAAAGUCAUAUGAUCGAUUAGUGAUUCUGGAUUCCUGGCAGUUUUGUGUGUGGUGUGGAUUUUUCUGCUUGUUGUUUGCUGCUGCUUUAAACGAUUGGAUUAUUGUAAAAUUUUUCAUUGCUAUACGUUGUGGCUCAUCGCUCAAGAUGGCCAGUCAAACACAAGGAAUUCAACAGCUUUUAGCUGCUGAAAAACGAGCUGCCGAAAAAGUUUCCGAGGCUCGUAAACGCAAGGCCCAACGUCUAAAACAAGCUAAAAAGGAGGCUCAUGAUGAGAUUGAAAAAUAUAGAGAAGAACGAGAAAAGCAAUUCCGUGAAUUUGAGGCCAAACACAUGGGCUCCAAAGAGGAUGUUGCUGCUCGGAUUGAUGCAGAUACAAUGAUGAAGAUCGAGGAGAUGAAUACAAAAAUAUCUGUACACAAGCCUGCAGUAAUGAUGGAAAUCUUGGGAUUGGUUUACGAUAUCAAGCCCGAGUUGCACAAGAAUUAUCGCAUUGAAGCUUAAGCACACAAGGCCUAAGAAUACAUACCCCCAAAAAUAUACAUAAAUUUAAAAAACAAACAAAAAAAUUAUAUAUAAAUAUAAAAAAAAAUCUAUAUUCAGUACAAUAUAAAUGUACAUUAAAUAUAUUAAUACCCCCUGAAUUAUCAUAUCUCUAGACUUAUCUCUCAUCGUACAAAAAAAAACAACAAACAAAAUAAAAAAGGAUGUUAAAAAAGUUUAAGAGUGUUAUAUCAGCAAAUUAACAAAAAUUAGUUUUUAUCGCGUUACUCCAAACUAUUAGGGGAUUUAUUUCCAUUGUUUGCAGUGGCUAUUAAUUAUUCCAUAGUUUCAUUUUUUUUUCUCCAGGACAAUAAGUAUCUUAUCCUGUUCGAGUUUUCAAAGCUUACUAAAGAAAAAAAUAAAUAAAAUCGCAUUGAAAAGUUAGAGAAUUUGCUUUAGACGUUAAAUGACAUAUAAUUGUUAUAUAAAUAAAUAUAUAUAUAUAUAUAAAAAAAAUACACAGUGAAUAAUGUUGAUGCACUGUUCGUUGUCGAGAAAAACUGCCUCUUAGUUGGCUUAAGAGUAUAUAUUAUGCUAGAAAUGAAAAAAAAAAUCUAUAUAAUUUUAUGGUGGUGGUUUUUAGUAUAUAUACAUAUAUAAUAAUAAUCGUAUAUUAAAUAAUAAAUGUAAUGUAUUAGGUGUUGUUUCCCGUAUUAUUAUUGUAUCAUCAUUUAACAUCGAGGACAAAUUUUUAAUUAUUCUUUUUUUUUUUUCUUUUUAAAGUGUACAGCCUUUCGGGGUUCACGCAGCUCCCAAUUUUGUGAACCUCGCGACGAUGUACCUUUUUUAUUAUUUUAUAAUCAUUCAAUUCUUUGUUAUGUGAUAAGCCCGUAACUCUCUCAUGUGUGUAUCUGCUGUAAUUCCGAGGAUUGAAUCUGUGUACAGUAUUAGUGUUCAAAAUAAAACCGAAAAAAAGAUCGAAAAA